Messenger RNA from Nelumbo nucifera (sacred lotus), 1967 nucleotides. Its product is annotated as Pseudouridine synthase family protein. Gene Ontology annotation, molecular function: RNA binding; pseudouridine synthase activity. The record is from RefSeq and is a predicted model, not a curated record. Gene Ontology annotation, biological process: enzyme-directed rRNA pseudouridine synthesis. NCBI's taxonomy places the organism in Eukaryota, Viridiplantae, Streptophyta, Magnoliopsida, Proteales, Nelumbonaceae.
CCUCUCAAAAUCUCAAAAAAAACGCCCCCUGGCCGCAAAGGCAUUAGGGCUAUUAGACUUCGAUAGUAACGCGCCUCGCACCAUCGUCAAUGAGUUGUGAGAAGAAAGUAGUCCACUGACCAGUGACCACUAUGAUAGAGUAUCGACACAAUUGCUUUCCCCUUCGUUCGGGGUCUUCAUGAGUCGUAACUAUAUAUCGACGCCCACCCGACCACCCCAACUGAAAAAUGUUCGAAGCUCUGCUCGUUCGGCGAGCUUCCGUUCAUUCACCAAUAACGCAAUCGACUUCGAAACUCUGCGCUAAUCUGUCGUUGCAACUGUGCACUUGGUAUAACACUGCGGCUGCUGCCUCGAAAGAAGAGAAACAGAAGAAGACAGAAAAGGGGAGAUGGCUCAUUUUACCUCCCGUCUCUUCCUCCAUAGACGCUGUAUCUGUAGUCAAAGCGCUCUCGAGUCGUCCUUCCGAUUUGAAGGGGGAAACCACCAACACCACCACUAGCACAACGGCUCUGAAAUGGGUUCUCCGUUGCUGCCCUCACCUCCCUAGGAGCCUUGUGCAAAAGCUCUUCCGCCUGAGACAGGUUCGAAGAGAAUCUUGUGAUUCAAUGAGUUCUCUUGAUAUAGGAAAUCAUGCUCAAGAACAUAGGCUGAAGAGGGUCACAGCAAAGGAGGUUAUGAAUUUAGGAGAUCGAAUCUUUCUUCCAAUCACUGUUCAAGAGCUUCCUUCUGAGACACAGGAACACUACUGCAAUGAGGAUGAAAUAAGCUACAUUUGUAGCCUUGAGUUGUACAAGGAUCCAGCCAUCAUUGCUGUUAAUAAGCCCCAUGGCAUGCCAGUUCAGGGUGGGAUUGGCAUCAAGAAAAGUUUGGAUGAACUGGCUGCAACUUAUUUAAGAUAUGACUACUCAGAACCUCCUCGGCUGGUUCAUAGACUUGACAGAGAUAGCAGUGGCAUUUUAGUUAUGGGGAGGACACAAACAAGUGCAACAAUUCUGCAUUCUAUUUUCCGAGAGAAAACUUUUGGAGCAUCAAUUAAUGACAAUGAUAAAAUGAUCUUGCAAAGGAGGUAUUGGGCACUUGUCAUUGGAACUCCAAAACGGGCUAACGGAUUAAUUUCUGCCCCAUUAGGAAAGGUGGUGCUGGAUGAUGGGAAAUCUGAACGAAUGACCGUUGAUACCAAUGGCAAUGCCAUCUCAUCUCAGCAUGCAGUAACAAAAUAUCAAGUGAUGAAAUCUUCAGCUCAUGGAUAUACAUGGUUAGAGUUGUGUCCACUUACUGGUAGAAAACACCAGCUCCGUGUCCACUGUGCUGAGGUCCUGGGGACACCAAUAGUUGGAGACUACAAGUAUGGUUGGCAAGCUCACAGGAAAUGGAAACCUCUUUCUUGGUCAAAUCCUCAGAAGAACAAGAAACUUCCAAGGUCAAAGGAAUCUCCAUUUGGCCUUGAUUCAGAGGGUGGAAGCAUUGCAGAGAAGCAGCCUCACCUGCAUCUUCAUUGUAGACAGAUGAUUUUUCCUAAUAUAGCCCUGGCUCUACAACAUUUGCAAUCAUCUUCAAAUUGUGAUCUUUCAGAACUGGAGAGCCUCAAUCUGGUUGCACCUUUGCCUCCACACAUGCAAAGAAGCUGGGGAAUCUUAUGUUUUUGAGAUGAAGAAGAUCCUCUCAGGUUCUUCAUGGGAGCCUUUAGGAGAUUGAGCUACAUUUUCUCUUUGUGCUCCUUCACAAUACUUUGGUACAAGUUAUUGAGAUUCAUACCCUUCUGUUAUUUCUUUAAAGAGUUUUUUUUUGGUAGAGAAACCCUUGAGAGUUGUUUGAAUGCAUUCUUUACUCAAUAGCAAGAAAUAUUGCACAUCAUACAUUGUUGGGUUCAUUCUGUCAUGUUAUGGCUCUCCUUUUUGUUGUUAUACUAGUUUUGCUGGAACCAUGAUAAGACUAACAAUGGACAGGUAUCUCCUGUUUGUCUUUCA